Molecule: messenger RNA, 678 nt
Organism: Acanthocheilonema viteae
Lineage: Eukaryota; Metazoa; Nematoda; Chromadorea; Rhabditida; Onchocercidae
Source: the annotation of a GenBank genome assembly
AUGGUACUUGAUGGAUUGGGUGUUCCAUUUAAAGCAAUUGACAUAACAUUACGGGGUAACGAGCAGUAUCGAGACUUUAUGCGGCAAAAUGCCCUGAAUGAACGAUGCGAUGGAAUUCCAUUACCACCUCAGUUUUUCGUUGAUGAUGAAUAUUUGGGAAAUUAUAUGGAUUUUGAGGAAGCAGUCGAAGACAAUCAGUUACCAGAAUUUCUUCGCUUGAUACCUUCAUCAACAGUGAGUUUUGCUUUUAAACAUCCAAAACUUUGCUUUGAGGAUGAGGACGAUGAUGAAGGGGAAGAUGAAGAAAAUGAAGAAGAGGGGACAAGUGAAGAUGAGAUAUUCGAGAAAUACGACGAUAACUAUGAUGAGGAGGAGGAGGAUGAACAGGAAGGAGAUGAGGAGGGACUGGCUGAUGAAGAGACUGAAGAUGACAGUGGGGAUGUAUCAAGUGGUUUAGGUAGUUCAAAUAAUAAAGCUGUUUCUAGAGAAGUUUCAGAAAAUGGUAAAGUAAUAGGUAGUGAUAUUGAAGAAGAAAAAGAGAAAGAUAAGAUAAGAAGUGAAGAAAGCACGGAAGAAAAUGAGGAUGAACAAGAGGAUGAACAAGAAGUAGAAUUGGAAGAUGAAGAUGAAGUAGAGUUGGAGGAUGAAGAUUUUGAGGAUGAAGAUGAAAUUGAAUGA